AUGGAGAAAUAUGUGAGAUACAUGACCGAUAGGAAGCUGACUAAUGGCUCGUUAUGGCCUGCAAAUUUUCUUCUCUUGAAUGACCCUGUCUUAACUGAAUCAAUGUCGCCGCUUAGUCGACUGUCUGAUUACGCAUGCAGGAAGCCAUUAAAGGCAACGGAUCGUGUUCAUAGACACCAUGCAU
Molecule: messenger RNA, 184 nt
Organism: Dovyalis caffra
Lineage: Eukaryota; Viridiplantae; Streptophyta; Magnoliopsida; Malpighiales; Salicaceae
Source: the annotation of a GenBank genome assembly